Messenger RNA from Talaromyces proteolyticus, 1695 nucleotides. RefSeq lists its product as uncharacterized. NCBI's taxonomy places the organism in Eukaryota, Fungi, Ascomycota, Eurotiomycetes, Eurotiales, Trichocomaceae. Gene Ontology annotation, biological process: secondary metabolic process. The record is from RefSeq and is a predicted model, not a curated record. Gene Ontology annotation, molecular function: CoA-ligase activity. Bases 1 to 1695 code for a protein of 564 amino acids. The transcript has a single exon.
AUGACCAAAAAAAUAUAUCGCUCGCCCCUGCCAAGCCUCAACAUCGAGGACGUAGACCUGGUGUCCUUUCUUUUCUCCAAUCCCUCUAACACCCCGCUCGACCGGCCGUUGUAUAUCGACGCCCUUUCAGGCAAGCAAUAUACCUUUAGAGAUGUCAUACAGCGCGUUCGUUCUUUGUCAAAUGGCCUUCAGCAAACCUUUGGACUGAAGCCUAAAGAUGUGGUAGCUUUGUUCAGCCCCAAUACUAUCGAAUACCCCAUUACAUGUCAUUCAAUAGUCGGCGCUGGAGCGAUUGUAGCACCCACAAGCGCGGCUCUAUCCUCGAUAGAGUUAUAUGCUCAGCUGGAAACCAGCGGUGCUCGGUUCAUCAUUUCCCACUCGUCGCUCAUCGACACUGCUCGAAAGGCUGCCAAAGGAACAUCUAUUGAAAAAAUCAUUUUGCUAGACGGCGCUGGUACUUCUACCUGCGAACAUAUUGCCGGGACAUUUCCACAAGGCGAUCUUACUCCAAUUCAUCCAUCAGAAGCUGCUCGCCAGGCAGCUUUCAUUUGCUUUUCAUCCGGAACCUCUGGUGCCGCCAAAGGUGUCAUUUCCACUCACCAGAAUAUCACUUCGAAUUUGCAACAGUGGCGUUCUCACUGCUUGGACUCCGGACUCCCCUCACAGCGCAUAAAACGCUCUACAGCCGUUGCAUUUCUCCCCUUUAGCCAUAUCUACGGACUGAAUAUGUAUAUGUGCCAGUGUCUCGUCUGGGGUACAACGGUUGUGGUUAUGCCGAGAUUCGAUCUCGAUAUAUACCUUGCCUCUAUACAAAAGCAUCGACCAGACGGAUUAGAAUUGGUCCCUCCCAUCGCUCUGAUGCUCGUCAAGGACGAACGAGUCGCGAAAUACGAUUUGAGUAGCGUCCGAAGAAUCAUGUCUGCCGCGGCACCGCUUUCCAUUGAAUUGGCAUCUGCUCUUGAAGCCAAAUUCAAGGAGCUUUACUCCACAGAGGUGUUUUGUAUCCAAUCCUGGGGUCUCACGGAGACCUCCCCGAUGGCUACCGCGUUUCCAAACGACAGAAUGGACAAACGAGCUUCUGGCGUUGGAUGCAUUGCCCCUAAUAUGGAGUUCCGCUUUGUAGACCCGGAGACCAUGAAAGAUGCUGCAACGUCCGCUGAUGGAUCGUCCGAGUCAGCCGAGAUAUGGUGCCGUGGUCCAAAUGUAACCCAGGGCUAUUAUCGCAACGACAAGGCAACAAAAGAUGCAUUUUAUGUCGACGAAGAUGGGACAAGGUGGUUCCGAACGGGGGAUAUUGGCACUAUUGACAAAGAAGGCUACAUUGCUAUUCACGAUAGAAUCAAGGAAAUGAUCAAGUAUAAGGGACUGCAGGUGAUUCCCAGCGAGCUUGAGGGAAAACUCGUUGAGCAUCCGGAUAUUGCUGACGCAGGCGUCGUUGGGGCUUGGGUUGAAACAAAGGCUACCGAGCUGCCCGUUGGGUUUGUGGUUCUGAGCUCUUUAGCAAAGGACAAAGAUCCGAAGACGGUUAUCGAGGGGAUACAUUCGUGGCUGAAUCCGAAGAUUGCGAAUCACAAGAGAUUACGUGGUGGGAUUUUUGUGUUGCAGCAAAUUCCUAAGAGUCCAAGUGGGAAGAUUCUGAGGAGGCAGCUCAAAGAAUUGUUGAAAAGAAAGACAUUUCCAAGGGCUCAGUUGUAA